AUGCUCAAUGAAUGGUUCCUCCUGGCCGCAAUCUCAGCCCAACCCCACGCAUCAUCCGACGCCAGUCUCUUGGUCCAGGCGACUUUCGCCCGCUCUGGUGGUGAGUUGCCCCUAUUUGGGACGAAUAUACUGUACUGGGCGCAACGGAAGUGUUACUGGUGUCGGCCUUUCCGUCACGAAGAUACUGGACCUUACCGUGGUGUGGGAGUCUGUGUACCUCGGCGACCCAUUGGGCUAUACUGGGGGGUUUCCUCGCGACACUCACAGUCUCUCAUAGCAGAACUAAUGAGAAAACCGCUACGAGCUUUAGCAUAUGUCAUCCUGUUCGUUUUAUUAUUUGGCCUGAUUAAUGUCAUUCUCCGCCAUUUCCGAAUAUUAACUACAUUCAAUCCCUUUCGUCGGUCUGGGGACAUUGUCUUGCUUUGGGAUUACGGAUCCAUGGCGAUAAACCACAAAGAAAAGCAGUUUGAGAGCUUCCGUGAUUAUCUUCCACGUGUUCAGUUUCGUCGCCGCCGUGGCGUAGUGCUCAGCGCGCGGAGCGACCAUCUGGUGCGCCGUGGUUCGAAUCCCGGCGGCGGCGGUGCCCGUACUUUGGAGGACCAGACUCUCAGGGCCGACAAGAUGAAUAAGGAGUUUCUUCCUGAAAACACAUCACUGUCCAGCUUUAUUCAGUUGGCCAACCGUCAUCAGCUCGUUCGCAACGAGGAUUUGUUCGGACGAUUGCCCUCGCCCAGUCACGCAGAUUUGGACGCAUUCCCAGACUCUGUCUUUGUCAUUCAAGUUCAUUCCCGACUGGACAAUCUCCGGUUGCUCAUCGCCUCGUUGGAGCGCGUAAAACACAUCGAACGCUCCCUGUUGGUAUUUUCGAGUGAUCUCAUCUCCAACGAGUUGAUUUCUUUGGUCAACGGUAUUCGAUUCGCCCGAACUGUACAGAUCUACUUUCCUCACAGUAUUCAAGCCUUUCCUGUCGGUUUUCCCGGAGAAGAUUGCCAUGGAGUCGCAUGCGGCAACAAUAAACCUGGGCGGGACAUUUACGGUCACACACGCGAUGGGAAUCUUACUCAAAUAAAACAUCACUGGUUGUGGAAAUUUCAGUUUGUUUUCAAGGAUUUGGUUGCCAUAAAACAUUUUACUGGUCACGUGAUUUUCCUCGAAGAAGACUACUACGUUGUGGAGGAUAUACUAGCGAUGCGGCGCUUGGUCGAACAUGUGUGGAGUCCGACCGAGCAAAACGGUGUGAUUGCUUUCGGAGCCCGCGUUCCCACAGCCACCUACCACGGCAAUAGGACUGCCAUAGACUACUUCAUCUCGUCUCAACACAACCAAGGAAUGGGCAUUUCCCGUGUGAUGUGGAAAGUGAUUUCAGACUGUCUGUCGGUCUUUUGUGAAUACGACGACUACAACUGGGACUGGAGUUUGCAGGAACUGGGUCGCCGGUGUAUCAAGGGAGGUCUCCGGGUGUUAAUUUUUGCCUGGUUCUCUCGUGUCUACCAUCUUGGUGAAUGCCUAAACUGGAGCAGUCAAGAUGCUGAGGUUGGGUUCGAACCACGGACCUUGCGGUCACGAAAUAUACCCAUUUGCAAACAAACUUGGUUUUGCAAGAGACUCACCGGGAACCCAGCUGAAUCUAUCGUUUGUGAUGUUUCCAGGCAACUGAAUGUGCUGCACCAGGCCGCCUCAUGUUUCAGUUGCUACGAUGUUCGAGAUAUCGCGAUACAU
Molecule: messenger RNA, 1719 nt
Organism: Opisthorchis viverrini
Lineage: Eukaryota; Metazoa; Platyhelminthes; Trematoda; Opisthorchiida; Opisthorchiidae
Exons: 14
Biological process (GO): protein N-linked glycosylation; oligosaccharide biosynthetic process
Cellular component (GO): Golgi membrane; Golgi stack
Molecular function (GO): alpha-1,6-mannosylglycoprotein 2-beta-N-acetylglucosaminyltransferase activity
Source: RefSeq, a predicted model, not a curated record